Cryptomeria japonica (Japanese cedar) is the source of this 2700-nucleotide messenger RNA. RefSeq names its product protein NUCLEAR FUSION DEFECTIVE 4. Bases 188 to 1993 code for a protein of 601 amino acids. Gene Ontology annotation, cellular component: membrane. The record is from RefSeq and is a predicted model, not a curated record. The transcript has 3 exons. Gene Ontology annotation, molecular function: transmembrane transporter activity. Gene Ontology annotation, biological process: transmembrane transport. NCBI's taxonomy places the organism in Eukaryota, Viridiplantae, Streptophyta, Pinopsida, Cupressales, Cupressaceae.
AUAAAUGUCAUAAAACCACUUACCAUAUUUGCCAAUGAGGUGACGUGUUUUUUUUAAAAUAGAAGGGUCAUUGCGCACGUAACAGUUGUCAAUCUAGUUCGAAACGCUCUGUAGAGGAUGAGGAUGACAGCUUCUCCAAACACAGAGGGAGUGAUUGUUUGAAGACUGAAAAAAUUGAUAUUGUAGUAUGGAAAAGCUAGCAGAGAAGUUAUGGAGAGUGAUAAAGAGCAAAUGGUUUGUGAUCGUAGCAGGAGUGUGGAUCCAAUGCACCAGUGGAUCGUCCUACACUUUUGGUCUCUACUCAGAGACCCUAAAAUCCAAUCUUAAUUAUGAUCAGUCUACUUUGGAUACUAUCAGUUGGUGCAAAGACAUUGGCGCAAAUAUUGGGAUACUAUCAGGUUUUGUUUAUGGAAUAUCAUACCCAUGGGUUGUGCUCUUAGCAGGGGCGCUGCAGAAUUGUGUGGGGUAUGGGAUGAUAUGGCUCUCUGUAACUCACAGAAUUCACCGCCCUGCGCUCUGGCAAACGUGUGUCUACAUGUUCCUUGCUGCACACGCUCAGACAUUCUUCAAUACAGCCGUGGUGGUCACAAGUGUCAACAACUUUCCUACCUACAGAGGGACUGUCAUCGGCCUUAUGAAGGGUUUCCUUGGAUUAAGUGGUGCUAUACUUGUACAAAUUUAUCAUAUGGUGUACGAGGGUGAUCAAAGUUCAUAUCUCUUCAUGCUUCUUUGGUUGCCCACACUUGUGUCUGUACUGCUUAUGUUUGUACUACGGAUAUAUCCAACUCAUGAAGAUGAUGGGAAGAAAACAUUGGACUGGUUUUCUGCCAUUGCAGUGAUAGUUGCUUCUUACCUAACGGCAGCUAUCAUAUUUGAGAAUGUCUUGCUUAUGGACUCCUUGAGUUAUUUGAUCAUUUGUUUGGUUCUUAUCAUCAUUCUGCUAUCCCCUAUGUUAGUGGCUAUUAAGUCUGAACUUGAUUUUUCUCCAGUUGUGCCUCUUUCUACACCACUAUUAAUUUCACAAGAAAACUACCCAGAAGAAAUCCCCUGCCAAGCAGAAGUUGCAGAGAAAAGGCAUCCAGAAAGUGUAGUUGGGUUUGAUUCCGGUAUUGCUGAGGUAGACUCCCAAAGAAAGCAAAGAGCUCUCCCAUCAAGGAGUCUAAUGUAUUCUGAAAUAAAACAGAUCCAAGAUGCAGAGAUGUGCUCAGAUGGUUCCAAUGAUGUACCUCAAGUAAAUGGCGGGAAUCUGAAAAGAGGACAAAACUUCAAUCUCAUUCAAGCAAUGGGAACUGUAGAUUUCUGGCUUCUUUUUGUAUCAAUGGCAUGUGGCAUGGGUUCAGGUCUUACUACAAUCAACAAUAUGAGUCAGAUAGGCUCAUCUCUUGCUUACACAUCUACAGAGAUUAGCACGUUAGUGUCUUUGUGGAGCAUAUGGAAUUUUCUGGGCCGUUUUGGAGCUGGUUUUGUAUCUGAAACAUUUUUGCACUCAAAAGGUUGUGCAAGGCCCAUAUUCAUAGCCAUAACCUUGCUAGUAAUGAGUGGUGGGCAUUUAAUCAUGGCAUCAGGCCUGCCAGGUGCCCUGUAUGCAGGUUCGGUAGUAAUUGGUGUCUGCUAUGGUUGUCAAUGGUCUCUGAUGCCUGCAACAACUUCAGAAAUUUUCGGACUUAAACAUUUUGGUACCUUAUUCAACGCAAUUGCCACUGCAAGUCCCAUUGGUUCAUAUGUUCUUUCAGUAAAAGUUGCUGGUUAUCUAUAUGAUUCAGAGGCAGAGAAACAGAGACAUUUAAAAAUUGUGCAUAUUGUAGGUUUAGCUGAAUCGUCAGAGCUAACAUGCCAUGGUUCACAAUGCUUCAGACUAACUUUUCUUAUCAUGUCUGCAGUAAGUCUUUUGGGUUGCUUUAUUGCACUGGCAUUAUAUCAAAGGACCAGAAAGUUUUAUGAAAGGGAAAUAUUUGAGAAAAUUCAUUCCCAGAGUUGCCCCACUGAAAAGUGAUGUAAUAUUACUUGGGAUGCGAAAGUGCCAUUUUUAAGAUUGAAGAUUUCUCCCUUUAGAGCAUUUUAAUAUAACUAGAGAUGGUCCAACAACUUAUAUGGCAGUUGUACCCUGAGUAAGUUAAAAUAUAUUUCCACUUUGGUGUUACAAUAUUUUCUAUAGAAUGGCAGGAUUGUUCAUUCUGUACUGGAAUAAGAACAGCUGUAUACAAAAUUUUAAGAGAGAUUUAUUGACCAAAAUAUCGAGGACAGUUCUUAUGAGGCAGAAGGAUCUGCAUUGGUAUAUUAAAUAAGUGCCACCAGAAUGCCGAAAUGAGUUCGUGCAAGAAAGUGGGAUGUAUACAAAAUAGAGAAAAAUGGCUUGGAUAAGUGACAGAACGAUGGCAUCAGGUCCAUAAGAAGGUGCCAAAGUCUUGGAACAGAAACACAAUUGAAAACAUCCUGGCAAAUUCCCAAAGCAGCAAUGUUUAGAGCACUGUGAGAAAACUUUAUUUUUAUGUUUGGUAUGUUGGUUGUGUUUAUAUGUUUUCUGUGGCACAGAUGUCGAUCAUCAUUUGCAGCUUGUAAUUAUCUGCCUUUUUUGCAUCUGUCUUCGAUGGGAAUCAUUGUUUAGACUGUGUGAUGGUUUUACAAGUUGGAAUUUUUUUUUCUCGCAAUGUGUGUACAUCCGACAAUAAUAUAUUUGGAAACAGGUAUGCUUUUGGGGUC